GUGCUAGCGCUCAGAGUGGACGCCGCUCAGAGUGGACGCGGGACCGGGGGACCGGCUGCCGCGGGGCACCCCGAUCUCUGAGCUGAGCCGCGGGACGCUGCCUCAUCUGACGAUUGGCUCGGCUCGAGUCCUCUCUGUGAGGGACUGGGGCCACCCCCCCUCCAGGGUGAGGUUGGAGGUUGCAGGUCACUGCCAAGCAUGGCGCCUGCCUGGGGCCCUGGUGUGGCGCCUGUGAUUGGUACCGUGGGCCUCGUGGUCUUGCUGGUCGGAGGCUGCGCAGCAGAAGAGCCCCCCAGGUUCAUCAAAGAGCCCAAAGACCAGAUCGGCGUGUCGGGAGGUGUGGCCUCCUUUGUGUGUCAGGCCACGGGUGACCCCAAGCCACGGGUGACCUGGAACAAGAAGGGGAAAAAAGUCAACUCGCAGCGCUUUGAGACGAUCGAGUUUGACGGGAGUGCGGGGGCCGUGCUGAGGAUCCAGCCGCUGCGGACGCCUCGGGAUGAGAACGUGUAUGAGUGCGUGGCCCAGAACUCCGUUGGGGAGAUCACGGUCCACGCCAAGCUCACUGUCCUCCGAGGUACUGGGACCCAGCUGCCCCCCGGUUUCCCCAACAUCGACAUGGGCCCCCAGCUGAAGGUGGUGGAGCGGACGCGGACGGCUACGAUGCUGUGUGCUGCCAGCGGCAACCCUGACCCCGAGAUCACCUGGUUCAAGGACUUCCUGCCCGUGGACCCCAGUGCCAGCAACGGGCGCAUCAAGCAGCUGAGAUCAGGGGCUCUGCAGAUUGAGAGCAGCGAGGAGACCGACCAGGGCAAAUAUGAGUGCGUGGCCACCAACAGCGCCGGCGUGCGCUACUCCUCGCCUGCCAACCUCUACGUGCGAGUCCGCCGUGUGGCUCCUCGAUUCUCCAUCUUGCCCAUGAACCACGAGAUCAUGCCAGGGGGCAACGUGAACAUCACCUGUGUAGCCGUGGGCUCGCCCAUGCCAUAUGUCAAGUGGAUGCAGGGGGCUGAGGACCUGACACCCGAAGAUGACAUGCCCGUGGGGCGGAACGUGCUGGAACUCACGGACGUCAAGGACUCCGCCAACUACACGUGUGUGGCCAUGUCCAGCCUGGGCGUCAUCGAGGCCGUGGCCCAGAUCACGGUGAAAUCUCUCCCCAAAGCCCCCGGGACUCCCGUGGUGACGGAGAACACAGCCACCAGCAUCACCAUCACCUGGGACUCGGGCAACCCAGACCCCGUGUCCUACUACGUCAUCGAGUAUAAAUCCAAGAGCCAGGACGGGCCGUACCAGAUCAAAGAGGACAUCACCACGACGCGGUACAGCAUCGGGGGCCUGAGCCCCAACUCCGAGUAUGAGAUCUGGGUGUCAGCCGUCAACUCCAUCGGCCAGGGCCCCCCCAGCGAGUCGGUCGUCACCCGCACGGGCGAGCAGGCCCCGGCCAGCGCGCCGCGGAACGUGCAGGCCCGCAUGCUGAGCGCCACCACCAUGAUCAUCCAGUGGGAGGAGCCCGUGGAGCCCAACGGCCUGAUCCGGGGCUACCGGAUCUACUACACCAUGGAGCCCGAGCACCCCGUGGGCAACUGGCAGAAGCACAACGUGGACGACAGCCUGCUGACCACGGUGGGCAGCCUGCUGGAGGACGAGACCUACACCGUGCGCGUGCUGGCCUUCACCUCCGUGGGCGACGGGCCCCUCUCGGACCCCAUCCAGGUCAAGACGCAGCAGGGAGUGCCCGGCCAGCCCAUGAACUUCCGGGCCGAGGCCAAGUCUGAGACGAGCAUCGGUCUCUCCUGGAGCCCCCCACGGCAGGAGAGCAUCGUCAAGUACGAGCUCCUGUUCCGGGAAGGCGACCACGGCAGAGAGGUCGGGAGGACCUUCGACCCGGCCACAGCCUUCGUGGUGGACGACCUCAAGCCCAACACGGAGUAUGCCUUCCGCCUGGCGGCACGCUCCCCACAGGGCCUGGGCGCCUUCACCUCGGUGGUGCGGCAGCGCACGCUGCAGUCCAAACCGUCUGCCCCCCCUCAAGAUGUUAAGUGUGUCAGCACACGCUCCACGGCCAUUUUGGUAAGUUGGCGCCCGCCACCGCCGGAAACACACAACGGGGCCCUGGUGAGCUAUAGCGUCCGCUACCGACCGCUGGGCUCGGAGGACCCGCAACCCAAGGAGGUGAACGGCAUCCCCCCGACCACCACUCAGAUCCUGCUGGAGGCACUGGACAAGUGGACGGAGUACCGCAUCACGACUGUCGCUCACACAGAGGUGGGACCAGGGCCCGAGAGCUCGCCCGUGGUCAUCCGCACCGACGAGGACGUGCCCAGCGCGCCGCCGCGGAAGGUGGAGGCGGAGGCGCUCAACGCCACGGCCAUCCGCGUGCUGUGGCGCUCGCCCUUGCCAGGCCGGCAGCAUGGCCAGAUCCGCGGCUACCAGGUCCACUACGUGCGCAUGGAGGGCGCCGAGGCCCGGGGGCCUCCGCGCAUCAAGGACAUCAUGCUGGCUGAUGCCCAGGAGAUGGUCAUCACAAACCUGCAGCCUGAGACCACCUACUCCAUCACUGUAGCCGCCUACACUAUGAAAGGCGAUGGCGCUCGCAGCAAACCCAAGGUGGUAGUGACCAAGGGAGCAGUGCUGGGCCGCCCCACCCUGUCGGUGCAGCAGACCCCCGAGGGCAGCCUGCUGGCACGCUGGGAGCCCCCAGCUGGCACCACCGAGGACCAGGUACUGGGCUACCGCCUGCAGUUCGGCCGAGAGGACUCGUCACCCCUGGCCACGCUGGAGUUCCUGCCCACCGAGGACCACUACACGGCGUCAGGCGUGCACAAGGGGGCCACCUAUGUGUUCCGGCUGGCAGCUCGCAGCCGAAGUGGCCUGGGCGAGGAGGCGGCGAGGUCCUUGAGCAUCCGGGAGGACACGCCCCGCGGCCAUCCGCAAUUCCUCGAGGCGGCUGGCAACGUCUCGGCCGGCACCGUCCUGCUGUGCUGGCUGCCGCCCGUGCCUGCGGAGCGCAACGGUGCCAUCGUCAAGUACACGGUGGCGGUCCGGGAGGCCGGUGCCCCGGGCCCCGCCCGCGAGACUGAGCUGCUGGCAGCGGCCGAGCCGGGUGCUGAGAACGUGCUCACGCUGCAGGGCCUCAAGCCCGACACGGCCUAUGACCUCCAAGUGCGGGCCCACACGCGCCGGGGCCCCGGCCCCUACAGCCCCCCUGUCCGCUACCGGACGUUCCUGCGGGACCAAGUCUCGCCCAAGAACUUCAAGGUGAAGAUGAUCAUGAAGACGUCGGUCCUGCUCAGCUGGGAGUUCCCCGACAACUACAACUCGCCCACACCCUACAAGAUCCAGUACAACGGGCUCACCCUGGACGUGGAUGGCCGCACCACCAAAAAGCUCAUCACGCACCUCAAGCCCCACACCUUCUACAACUUCGUGCUGACCAACCGCGGCAGCAGCCUGGGCGGCCUCCAGCAGACGGUCACGGCCUGGACUGCCUUCAACCUGCUCAGCGGCAAGCCCAGCGUGGCCCCCAAGCCCAACACCGACGGCUUCAUCAUGGUGUAUCUUCCCGACGGCCAGAGCCCCGUGCCCGUCCAGAACUACUUCAUUGUGAUGGUGCCGCUGCGCAAGUCUCGCGGUGGCCAGUUCCUGACCCCGCUGGGCAGCCCGGAGGACAUGGACCUGGAGGAGCUCAUCCAGGACAUCUCCCGGCUGCAGAGGCGCAGCCUGCGGCACUCGCGCCAGCUCGAGGCGCCCCGGCCCUACAUCGCGGCUCGCUUCUCGGUGCUGCCCCCCACCUUCCAGCCCGGGGACCAGAAGCAGUACGGCGGCUUCGACAACAGAGGCCUGGAGCCCGGCCACCGCUACGUCCUCUUCGUGCUCGCCGUGCUGCAGAAGAGCGAGCCCACGUUCGCCGCCAGUCCCUUCUCGGACCCCUUCCAGUUGGACAACCCGGACCCCCAGCCCAUCGUGGACGGCGAGGAGGGGCUCAUCUGGGUGAUCGGGCCCGUGCUGGCCGUGGUCUUCAUCAUCUGCAUUGUUAUUGCCAUCCUGCUCUACAAGAACAAACCUGACAGUAAACGCAAGGACUCGGAGCCCCGCACCAAAUGCCUGCUGAACAACGCCGACCUCGCCCCCCACCACCCCAAGGACCCUGUGGAAAUGAGGCGCAUCAACUUCCAGACCCCAGAUUCAGGCCUCAGCAGCCCCCUCAGGGAGCCGGGGUUUCACUUUGAAAGUUAG
Messenger RNA from Myotis lucifugus (little brown bat), 4236 nucleotides. RefSeq names its product protein tyrosine phosphatase, receptor type S (gene PTPRS). Gene Ontology annotation, biological process: cell-cell adhesion. Gene Ontology annotation, molecular function: protein binding. NCBI's taxonomy places the organism in Eukaryota, Metazoa, Chordata, Mammalia, Chiroptera, Vespertilionidae. The record is from RefSeq and is a predicted model, not a curated record.